AUGGCGGCCAUGAAAGAAAACCCCAUCAAACCCAAGAUGGACAUGCAACAAUUCUACGACGAAGCAGAUCCGAAACUAAGCGAAGAUGCCAGAUCUAUCCUGACCAAAUAUAGUGGCAUCCCAGCAGCAGAACUCAUACCUCACCUCCGUACAGUGCGAGACAAAGCAUGGAACCUCUUCAAGUACCCCUGUGUCGGCCAAUGGGCCUUCAUCAGGUUUGGGAUUUUGAAAGACCCGGUCUAUCCAUCCAUAGUCGAACGUCUACAAGACGGCCAGACUCUGCUCGAUCUCGCCUGUUGCUUCGGCCAAGACAUGCGCAAACUUGUCGUUGAUGGUGCUCCUUCCGAGAAUCUCACGGGAACAGAACUCGAAGGUGGCUUCGUGAAUCUAGGCUACGAGCUCUUCAAUGACAGGGACAAGCUCAAGUCCCACUUCAUCAUUGGUGACUUCUUCGACAAGACAACCUUAAAUCCAGAACGAGACACCUUUGACAUGAUCCACGCCGCCUCCUUCUUCCAUCUCUUCUCCCGGGACGAGCAAGUGGAGGCUGUCACCAAGGCACUCCGCUCACUAAAGUCAAAACCAGGUUCAAUGCUCUUCGGCCGACAGACAGCAGUGGCGAACGCCGGCGCAAUCAAAUUAUCAGCAACUAGGUCAGGAGAAAUGUACCGGCACACCCCCGAAUCUUGGAAGGAGCUACUGGAGCAAGUGGUGAAGCAGAUGGCUCUGGAUGCGGAAUGCAGCGUCGAGCCUACUGGCGACCAGAAAUUAACGACGGGGGUGGGAAUCUGGAAUAUGGUGCGCUUCUGCGUGAUACUCAGAUGA
This is a messenger RNA of Recurvomyces mirabilis, 825 nucleotides long. RefSeq lists its product as uncharacterized. The transcript has 2 exons. The record is from RefSeq and is a predicted model, not a curated record. The coding region runs from base 1 to 825 and encodes 274 amino acids. Lineage: Eukaryota; Fungi; Ascomycota; Dothideomycetes; Mycosphaerellales; Teratosphaeriaceae.